AUGGAACAGGAAGAAGAACAUCCGCUGAAUGGAACUGAAACUAUCUUCCCCGCCGAGAACGGGGAGAUCACGUUGAUUCCGACUCCAACCAAUUCCCCCGAUGAUCCACUGAACUGGAGCGCGUGGCGCAGGUACUGGCAUGCAUUCUUGAUCCUGCUGAUCGUGGCAUUCACCGCGGCUACCUCGAAUGAUGCUGGUACUGCGGGCAAUGGCAUGAAUGCUGAAUUGGGCAUUUCUUGGGAUGCCAUCAAUGUUGCUGCUGGUGUCUUGUUUGUCGGCAUUGGAUAUUGUACUCUUCUCUUGAGUCCUGCCCCCUUUUUGUACGGGCGCCGCAUCUCCUACCUACUAUGUAUACUGUUUUCCAUGAUCGGCUCCAUCUGGUUCGCCCGCGUUCAAGGGGUGGAGGAUAAUAUUUGGAACCAGUUGUUCGUCGGUGCAUCCGAAUCCUGUGCGGAAGCCCUCGCCCAACAAUCCCUGUCGGAUAUCUUCUUUCAGCAUCAUCGAGGACUGGUUCUGGGUUUCUAUAUCUUGGCCACGAGUAUUGGUACUUUUAUGGGCCCUCUGGUCGCAGGUUUCAUUACUGAUGACGACAAUCUUGGCUGGAGAUGGGUUGGCUGGCUUGCAGUCAUCAUUUCCGGCGCCAUGUUCAUUUUAUUCUAUUUUGGACUGGAAGAGACAUACUUCGAUCGCAAAAGUGUCUUACAAGGGCUGGACGUACGCCCCCAAGACGCACAGCACUCCAGUGAAAAUCGCUCGGAGGAGAAGUCGAACAGUCAAGACAACACCGGACCCGUUCUGGUUAACUCUACAUCUUUGACCGAUGAGGAAAGUGGUCAGAAGAAAGGAAAAACUUAUUGGCAGCGCAUUGCCUUGAUUACCCCGGCUCCCACUCUGAUCGGUACUGGCUUCAAGCAGUAUUUCCUGCGCAUGUGGUAUACCCUACGCAUUUUCAGUUUCCCUGCAGUGCUCUACUCAGGAUUGCAGUGGGGCGCCCAAGAUGCUUGGCUGACCUUCUACCUCACUGUGGAAGAGGAUAACUACUACGAGGCCCCCUGGUUCUACACCGAUGCUGCAGUAGGCAUUAUGAACGUACCUACUUUGAUUGGCGCAUGCAUUGGCUGUAUCUACGGUGGAUGGUUUUCUGAUUUCUUCGUCACGUGGAUGGCCAAGCGAAACCAUGGCAUUUUCGAAGCCGAGCAGCGUCUCUGGCUUCUUUUCCCCGUGGCAUUCAUUGGACCGGCCGGUUUGAUGCUGUUCGGUAUCGGUUCUGACAAAGGAUGGGACUGGCCGUUGCCGUAUCUGGGACUGGGAUUCAUUGGUUUUGGCUGGGGCUGCGCAGGUGACCUCAGCAUGGCCUAUCUUCAGGAUGCUUACCCAGACAUGGUUCUGGAGGGUAUGGUCGGAGUCUCCGUCAUCAAUAAUACGAUCGGAUGUAUUUUUACCUUCUCUGCGCAGUACUGGCUGGACGCACAGACCCUGUCUCAGGUCUUUAUCGCCCUCGGCGUUCUCAGCUGGGCGUCCCUCAUGACUACGGCACCUAUGAUCUACUGGGGAAAGAAGGCCCGGAGAUCCACCCAGAAGCGAUACGAGAACUUUCUCCGUCUUCGCGAUGGUCACUUGUAA
Molecule: messenger RNA, 1623 nt
Organism: Penicillium angulare
Lineage: Eukaryota; Fungi; Ascomycota; Eurotiomycetes; Eurotiales; Aspergillaceae
Exons: 1
Coding region: 1-1623 (540 amino acids)
Biological process (GO): transmembrane transport
Molecular function (GO): transmembrane transporter activity
Source: RefSeq, a predicted model, not a curated record